AUGGCUCUCGAUGGUGCAAUGGUUGGACGAAAGUCCUUCAAGGUCUUCAACCAGGACUUCGUCGUCGAUGAACGUUACGUAGUCACGAAGGAGCUCGGACAGGGAGCCUACGGUAUUGUCUGCGCCGCGACCAAUACAGCCAAUGGAGAGGGUGUUGCCAUCAAGAAAGUCACCAACGUGUUCUCCAAGAAGAUUCUUGCGAAGCGAGCUCUGCGUGAGCUGAAGCUAUUGCAGCAUUUCAGAGGGCAUCGUAAUAUAACAUGUCUGUUCGACAUGGAUAUUCCCAAGCCUGACAACUUCAAUGAGGUUUAUCUUUACGAGGAGCUCAUGGAGUGUGAUUUGGCCGCUAUUAUCCGAAGUGGCCAGCCCUUGACGGAUGCCCAUUUCCAGUCGUUCAUCUACCAGAUCUUGUGCGGUCUGAAAUAUAUCCAUUCGGCGAAUGUUCUCCACCGAGAUUUGAAACCUGGCAAUCUGCUCGUGAAUGCCGACUGCGAGCUCAAGAUUUGCGAUUUCGGUCUCGCCAGAGGAUUCUCGGUUGACCCGGAGGAGAAUGCGGGGUACAUGACUGAGUACGUCGCUACAAGAUGGUACAGAGCUCCUGAGAUUAUGUUGAGCUUCUUGAGUUACACCAAAGCCAUUGACGUCUGGUCAGUCGGCUGUAUCUUGGCCGAACUCCUCGGUGGCCGGCCAUUCUUCAAGGGUCGCGACUACGUCGACCAAUUGAACCAAAUCCUCCACUACCUCGGCACGCCGAACGAAGAGACUCUCUCCCGAAUCGGCUCCCCGCGAGCACAGGACUACGUGCGCAAUCUCCCGUUCAUGCCCAAGGUCCCCUUCAACCGUCUCUUCCCCAACGCAAACGCGGACGCCCUGGACCUGUUGGACCAGAUGCUCGCGUUCGACCCCAGCUCGCGCGUCUCGGUCGAGAAAGCGCUCGACCACCGCUACCUGGGAAUCUGGCACGACGCCUCGGACGAGCCCGCGUGCCCGACUACCUUCGACUUCUCGUUCGAAGUCGUCGAGGAGGUCCCGCAGAUGCGGCAGAUGAUCCUGCAGGAGGUGAUCAAAUUCCGCCACGAGGUCCGCCGGCAGCCCCUGCCGACCAACCUCGUCGACCCCAAUAUCCGGAAGGACUCCGUCGGCAUCCCGGAUCAUCAGUGGUCCAAGCAGCAGAGGGAUGAUGCCCCGCGCCCGCAUGAGGCGCAUUCGCAGAGCGGCGAACUCGAGGAUGUGCUCGCUGGUGGGCUGGAUGCUAUGCACCAUUAA
Tricharina praecox is the source of this 1266-nucleotide messenger RNA. Its product is annotated as kinase-like domain-containing protein. Gene Ontology annotation, molecular function: MAP kinase activity; ATP binding. NCBI's taxonomy places the organism in Eukaryota, Fungi, Ascomycota, Pezizomycetes, Pezizales, Pyronemataceae. The transcript is spliced from 7 exons. Gene Ontology annotation, biological process: protein phosphorylation; intracellular signal transduction. Gene Ontology annotation, cellular component: nucleus; cytoplasm. The coding region runs from base 1 to 1266 and encodes 421 amino acids. The record is from RefSeq and is a predicted model, not a curated record.